UGAGAUGCAGACACGUUUGGCUUGGAUUGCCUUCGUUUUUUGGUUCCUCAGCGAUGUGGCUGCUUCGAUCUUCUUGGAACCGCGCUGUGGAAACCAUAUCGCACUCAAAAUCAGUGGCGGGUAUAAUGCCGCAUUUCAUCAUUCUGCCUGGAUGGCAGCUGUAAACAAUAAGACACAUUUUAUCUGCGGCGGCACGCUGAUUCAUAAGCGAUUCGUUUUAACAGCUGCGCAUUGCAUACAUGGCCAGGACGUCCUAUCGGUUGGUUUGGGUGCCUACCAUAAGAGUCAUCCUGAAGUUCGGAGAGACGUCAUAGAAAAACUAAUGUUCGGCGGGCGUUCUUCUUUUGAAAAUGACAUUGGCCUGCUCAAGCUGUCCAGCAACGUAAUCUUUAAUGCCCAUAUUCGUCCAAUCUGCAUCGUUUUGAACCAGAGUCUGGCCAACCAAAUGCGCAACGUGUCGACCUUCAAAGCCUUUGGAUGGGGAUUCUUACGCGGACGCAAGGAAACCGAUAUUCUCCAGACCAUCACCCUUAAAAAUUUUGAUCGAAAAGAGUGCGAAGUGGAUUUGUCAGUUUAUCUCAGUGAGAAACAGCUAUGCGCUGGUGCACCUCUCGGAGACACCUGUGAAGGCGAUUCUGGUGGUCCGCUGACAAACAAUGUGAAUAUUCGCGAAGUCGGCGAUCGGGAAGUUCAGUUCGGGAUCAUCAGCGCUGGCAAAAGUACCUGCGAUGGACUGGGAGUGUAUGUCGAUGUGAUGAGCUAUGCGGACUGGAUUAAGACGACAAUAGAAAGGCAUUAUACCGAGGAUGAACCACAGUCAUCACCCGUCCCCAAAAUUAAACCCCAGCAGCAAGAUGUGUUUUUGUACAACGACUGUGGCGGCGCCAACAUUGCUGCGAAUUUGAAGGCAGAUAUUUAUGGACUCAAUUUUCGGGCUCAGGGCAUCUUCAUAACACACCAGUUCGUGUUAACCAAUGCAGAACGCUUGCCAAGGAACCCAUCAAACUUGAGGGUAUUUGUGAAGGGAAGGACGCAUUUCUACGAGGUGUAUAGUGUGCUCAGCGUCUUACCGAACGAUCAAAAUGAUGUAGCGUUGCUUAAGCUUAAUCGCCCCGUGGCGACCCGUGGAAGCCCAGCCGGAAUGAAACCCAUAUGUAUGCUGGCGAAUGUAGUAGACCAACAGAGGGCCGCGUCUACUCCACCCUUCACCAUGUUCUUCGAUGCGCCCACUCAUAGACGCAUAUAUGAUGUCAGUGUGGCCCUUGGAAACCCUCACCAAUGCUCAGAAAGAAUCCAGAGACGAAUUGAGUGGAAUAAACUGUGCGUCGAACCUCCUAACAGAAUGAGCCGCAUUGGAAGCGGUAGCUACAUACUGGGGAAGAAGGUAACGAACUCGGGGAAGAUAAUGUUGGUUCUGUUUGGUAUCGUCAGUGAUUCUUCAAAUGGUGUGUACGUCUUCACAAACGUUAUGAAGUUAUCGGAAUGGAUUGCAAAUGCAAUUAGGAUUAACUAACUUUAGAGAUCAACUCGAUAUGCGCUAGCCGAACAUAUAAUCCAAAAAUUAUAUAAUUAAUAAAUGCGACAGUUCAUUUUGGAUGUACUUAACUUUAUUUAUAUGUA
Molecule: messenger RNA, 1620 nt
Organism: Drosophila mauritiana
Lineage: Eukaryota; Metazoa; Arthropoda; Insecta; Diptera; Drosophilidae
Product: prostasin
Exons: 7
Coding region: 5-1513 (502 amino acids)
Biological process (GO): proteolysis
Molecular function (GO): serine-type endopeptidase activity
Source: RefSeq, a predicted model, not a curated record